AUGACAGGAAAGCAGAUUCCAAAAUACCAUCUCGCACCAACAUUCAGUAUCCCUCCUUCUGAUGCUGGUGGCGUGCUCGAACUGGGUUCCAUCAUCGAAAGUAUUGAUUCUGCGGAAGAACCGAUCAACCGAGACUGUCACCUGCGAAUACCAUCCUCUGAGCUGUUUUGCAACCACCAAAGAAACUUUUCUAGUACACGGUCGCGCAUGAAAAGUGGCGAAUACGGAGUUUGGGCUCAUGUUCUCGGUGCUGAUGGCAUCAGAGGGGAGCUGAGCUUUGCGCCGGAACGGAGUGACGAGGACGUCUACCACUUUCGAAGCCUAGACACCGUAUACUUCAACCCAUCGAAAGACUAA
Colletotrichum truncatum is the source of this 357-nucleotide messenger RNA. The record is from RefSeq and is a predicted model, not a curated record. Lineage: Eukaryota; Fungi; Ascomycota; Sordariomycetes; Glomerellales; Glomerellaceae.